This is a messenger RNA of Didymosphaeria variabile, 4716 nucleotides long. RefSeq names its product kinesin-like protein (gene SMY2). Bases 1 to 4716 code for a protein of 1571 amino acids. The record is from RefSeq and is a predicted model, not a curated record. Gene Ontology annotation, molecular function: protein binding. NCBI's taxonomy places the organism in Eukaryota, Fungi, Ascomycota, Dothideomycetes, Pleosporales, Didymosphaeriaceae. The transcript has 4 exons.
AUGGCACCUGCAUCUUUCGCGUCUGCUGCAGCAGGAACCAACGCCAGCUCCUCGCGGGCAGAUUCGGGCGGAGACUGGCCUCGACGCACGAAUGGUGCCACGCAAACAUUCCGCCGACCCUCACAUGCACCAACCCUCUCCGGCUCCACAGCGCAGACCUCUUCCCGCGACGUCAGCGCCACCCAAAACACAUCAGCCUCAGUCCCCGGCGUAUACGUGCCGCCACAUGCUCAGUCCGGCCGCUCUGGCGAGGGCCGGUACGCUCGAGACCAGAUGAUCAACCUUUUCCGGUCGCAUCGGGAGUUGGAUGAGUUGAGGGACGGCCUCUCGGAUCUCUACGUUGGCAACUGGGAACCGAACAUCACGAAUGGUACCUCCGGCUCCAAUUGGGGCCGGAAGGACGAUCAUGGUAGGGAGGGUCAAGGCGGGGUCGACCUGUGCUGGGAUAGGGACGGGAACGUUCUACCGCUCAGUCUAUCCAACCUGAGUGAGGAUGAGAGAGAGGUGUUCAACUCAUCCGUCAACUCACCUCUGAAACCGCCCGCGCAGAACACGAACAAGGACGGCACACCGAAAGAAGGGCUGUCCCUACGCAAGACCUCUAUCUCGACAAGCGGGCCGUAUGGCGUGUCAUCCCCCACCAGCGCUCGGCCAGGUACCCGUCGCCGUGACACGGGCGAUGCCUUUCCGUUCCCCUCGAGCGGGCUAGCAUCGCCGUCAACAUCUAGGUUCGCAAGAGAGGAGUCAAGCGCUGUGACCCCACCGCCAGCUUUGGUGCGACGGCGUACUGACUUCAAGGAACAAGCUCCCUCGACUGAGGAACGUGACAAGGACAAGAACGCAGCUGAAAAUGCUGGUCUGCUUGGAACUCUGAAGCGCACAGCGACUGGAGGGUUGGGUUCGAGUAACGCUAAUUCCCCGUGGAGUGCCGCGCAAAGUGGCGGCUUUUCACCAAUGGGCGCGUUUGGUAGCUUCGUAGCUCCCCAAUCUGAAAAGAAGCCGGGGUUUGGAAGCGUUCGCGGCGAGAGCAGGUUCAAGGGUCUCAUGAAUAAGGGUAGUCUCGAGGAUGUCGGAAAGGGUCCGGCGGAGAAAGCGUCUUUGGGGAACCUUGGAGCCGUCACCGAGGCCGAUCCAUCUUGGACGGAUACUCGUUCGAAUCGACCGACCAGUCACGACACCGACCCUUACGCUGAGGACGAUCUCCGUACUGGAAGUGCAGCUUUGGGCGGUGGACAGGACCUGAGCCCUCCUCGCCAGCAGGGCCAAGGAGCCUUCGGGACGCCUCAACGGCUAGAUGCUCGUGAUGAUACUGGUUUUUCACAUUUUGGCAUGACCGCAGAUAACACAGGCUUGCGCGACAUCUUCCACGGAAGGGACAAUUUCGCUCAUCAAACGCCGCACCACCGCGGUGGAGAACGCCACGAGCCCAUGAGCCCGACGGACACGAACCCAUUUGCGAGUCCCGACCAUGUUAGACACGAUCAUCAUGAAGAUGCAGAUUCGGAUGGAUCUGAGCCGCAGAACGCUCAUUAUCCUGGGAUGGGUAGCUUUCAGGUGGAUCACCAGGCAGGAUCUGGUUUCCACCAACACCAAUUCGGCGGUCUUGGAGGCCUUGGAAGAGUACCUGGACCCUUUGAGGUUGCGGCAAGUGAUCGUAGCCAGACUUCAAGCGUAGGACCUUCACGUGGAUUUCCUACGCUUCCAGGUUUGGGCGGUCUACCGGGGCUGGGCGGUGCAUCUGCGUGGUCUACUGGCCAGCCAUCCAUCGGCACACCCGUUCAAGAACGUGGUUUAAGAGGCGGUCUGGAUGGCCUAUUUGGAAACGUAGGAGAAGCACAGUCGCCGAGUUUAGCAGGGCUUGGCAGCAGCUCACUUUUUGGCUCCGGCCACGCUGGAACGUUCGGUCGGUCGAGUAAACUAGGCUCUCUUUUCCCCACUGCUAUGCAGGAACAGAUGCGGACGGGCGAUCAAGGACGACCUCUUGACGACAACUCCAGCCAAGGGGAUCGUCAACAGAGCAUGACCGGGACCUUUGGGCGUGGCGCUUUCGGUGGUCAAGGUUCUGGCAGUGCUUUGCCCCCUCGCGAUACCGAAAGCCCAUUUCGAAGCGGUCGUAACCUAUUUGACGACUUCUCAGGAGGUCAUCAUGAGGAUUCAAUUGGGCCCGGGUUCGGCCCAUCCUCAGCCACUAACUCCUCUAACCUGCCCACGACUUCUUUAUCGAUGGCUGCGCUAAAUCAGACCCGAACGGCACACCCCUCAGCCCAAACUCCUGGAAUCAAUAGUCCAGCAUCGAACAUACCUCCGCCUCCCCAGCAACGCACGAUGGUCAUGCCAGAUAGGAUGCGGUGGAUCUAUCGUGAUCCUUCGGGAGGUAUACAAGGCCCUUUCUCUGGACUGGAGAUGCACGAUUGGUACAAGGCAGGUUACUUUUCACCUGAGUUGUUAGUGAAGAAGCAGGAGGAUCCAGACUACGAACCCUUGCUGCAGCUCAUCCGUCGCAUCGGAAACUCUAGGGAACCUUUCCUUGUGCCUCAAAUUGGGAUACCGCACGGCUCUCCAUCUUCUACAACCGCGCCAGGAACUACUUGGACAGGAAAUGCCCCUGCUGGCCCGAAUGGAGGCGCCCAGCCACCAUUUGCUAACUCAUUUCCAAGCUUUGGUACCACGUUGACCGCCGAGCAACAGAAUGCGCUUGAGCGCCGAAAGCAAGAGGAACAAUACCUGAUGGCCCGCCAAAAGGAACAUCUUGCUGCGCAACAAGCGCUGGCCAAGCAGCAGAUGGGAUUAGGUUCGCACGGCAUCCUGCCCCAUCAGCUUCAACACCAUUCCAGUGCACACAGUCUUCACAGCCAGCCAAGUUAUGGUAGCAUUACUUCUCCCGGCGGCUACCAACCGUCUCCCGGUCAAGGACCCCUUCCUGGUGGUGCGGCUGUCCCCGGUCUGCUCGACAACGCUUUUAGACCGACGCCCGUCCCCGGUCUAGGACCCAUUGGUCCCAACGUUGACGCGCUGGGGAAUAUUCGAGAGGAAGACCUGACUUCAGUGAUGGACCGACUCAACCUUGGCCGCACUGCUCAGCCGUCCUUUGGCGGUGCUCCACCUCAAUUUGGUCAGCAACAGCAGGACUCCAACGCGCAAGCUCAACAAGUUGUUCAAAUGCUUAAUGACCGUGCCCGUCUCCAGCGUGAACAAGCUGAGCAUGACGCCCUGCAGCGACUUGCCCCCAACGAACGACAGGCUGCUCAAGCAUCUGCAGAUCGAUUGCAACAAUUUCAGGACCUUAGGGUACAGACCGAUCUCGGACAGUCUACAGUUCUGCCUCCCCCCGAGGGCGUGAUUGGAAAACCAACUGCUUCUACUGCCGAGCAUUCCAGUCUGGACUCUCAACCGGAGCAUGCGCAAGACAAGAUAGCACACCCGACACAGUCAGAUGAGCUAACUGCUACACAUUCUGAACCUCUAUCUUUGACUGAACAAGUUCAGAAGGCGGCUUCGGCUAAGCAAACGCCCCAACCUCAAUCGGCUUGGAAUAAGGUCGAGCCAGCGAUCCAUCCUUUCCCUCCGCCGCCAUCUCAGUCGCCGCUCCCUGCACCCGCGGCACAGAGGAAGCCCAUAGUCGCUGAUUCACUUGCGGGAGAGUCACGAUCUCGUUCUGAAACGCCUUCAGCAGACACUCCUAGCGCAUCGAUCGCCCCAUGGGCCAAGGAGCCAUCAGAGGCACCUCGCGGCCCUUCGCUGAAGGAGAUCCAAGAAGCGGAGGCUCGGAAGGCUGCUGAACGCGAAGCAAUUAUCGCCGCAGCUCGUCGCGAAGCCUAUGAGAAGGAACUGGCCGCUCAAGCUCAGGCUUCAGUGCCUCAACCUGGCCUCCCCUCCAGCUCUACAUGGGCAAGCGGAGCUUCGCCUGUAACGCCUGGAGCUGGAGCUGGAAACGCAUCCGCCUGGGCCAAGCCACUGGCCGGCAAGACGCCUGGCCAAACAACUGCUGCGGGGAAGAAGACGCUUCAGCAAAUUCAGAAGGAGGAAGAGGCUCGCAAGCAGAGAGCUGCCGCUCAAGCCACUGCGAACGCAUUCAGUGCUGCCACACAAAGCCUAGCCUCCGGAAAGCGAUAUGCCGACCUUGCCAGCAAGCAGUCAGCUGCUCCCCCUCCAGCGGCUGCUGGUGGCGCCUGGACCACUGUGGGAUCUAGUGGUAAGGCCAAAGCACCAAUUGCUUCACCCGCUCCUCCGCCUGCCGUUCGGUCUGCCAGCAGCAGUGUGGUUCCAGCUGUGAUUAAGAAGCCUGCCGUGACCCGUAGCACUACGAGCGGUCAAGCUAGUGGACAAGCCAAUGCUCAAGAGGAGUUCAAGAAAUGGGCUGUCGCAGAGGUUCGCGGUGAUCUCAACAAGAGCAUCAAUGCCGAGGAAUUCAUUGCUUCACUGCUCACCUUUCCGCCUGAACUCGAGCUCAUCACAGAAUCAGUUCACGCCGCUACCCAUAACAUUGAUAGCCGUCAUUUCGCCGAAGAGUUUUUGCGCCGCCGUAAGUUGGCCGACAAGGGCAUCAUCGAUGAGCGUAACACGUCAAGCCCGGCAGAGAAUAAGUCUGGCGGCGGAUGGAGCGAGGUCGCUAAGAAGAGCAAUACAAGUGCACAGCAGCAGCAGCAACAACAGAGCACGCUCGACAGUGGUAACUUCAAGGUCGUUGCUGCCAAGAAGAAGGGCGCGAAGCGCUAG